This is a messenger RNA of Jaculus jaculus (lesser Egyptian jerboa), 2777 nucleotides long. RefSeq names its product mesoderm posterior bHLH transcription factor 2 (gene Mesp2). Gene Ontology annotation, biological process: mesoderm formation; somite rostral/caudal axis specification; regulation of transcription by RNA polymerase II. Gene Ontology annotation, molecular function: RNA polymerase II cis-regulatory region sequence-specific DNA binding; protein dimerization activity; DNA-binding transcription factor activity, RNA polymerase II-specific. Gene Ontology annotation, cellular component: nucleus. Bases 288 to 1448 code for a protein of 386 amino acids. The record is from RefSeq and is a predicted model, not a curated record. Lineage: Eukaryota; Metazoa; Chordata; Mammalia; Rodentia; Dipodidae. The transcript has 2 exons.
UGAUGGGAGCAUGGUGAGAAGCUUAGCAGCCCCACUCAGAUGCGAAUUGUCUCUCCCACACUUCCCGGGCUGCAGGGGCCUCCAUUAGAGCCCUCGAGGAGUCAGAAUCCACACCUCCGCAAAUGGGCCCGCUUUCCCAGGGCCCCCCUGCCCAGACCUUCCCUGGGCUCUGUGGGUUUUGACACCUCUCUGCAACCUAGCAGGGGGUCACCUCGCACCUUUGGUCCAGAUAAAAAGCUAAGGUCUGGAGGUGGCCGGUCCAGCUUCCCGGAGUGUGCAGCCAGGCCAUGGCCCAGUCGCCACCACCUCCUCCUCCUCCUCCUCCUCUUCCUCCGCAGAGCCUCCUGGGCAUGGACCACUGGGUCUUCUCCCAGAGCUGGGGCUGGGCCAACCACUCGGAUUCCACGUCGCCAGCCUCCUCUUCGGAUUCUUCGGGUUCGUGCCCGUGCGACGGCACCUCGCAGCCCCAGCCGCCGCCCCCGGCGCCGGCCCGCCGCGCACGGGCCGCCGAGGCCGCGCCCCCGGCUCCCCGACGCGCGCGCCCGGCUCCCGGCGGCGGGCAGCGGCAGAGCGCCAGCGAGCGCGAGAAGCUGCGCAUGCGCACGCUCGCCCGCGCGCUGCACGAGCUGCGCCGCUUUCUGCCGCCGUCCGUGGCGCCGGCCGGCCAGAGCCUGACCAAGAUCGAGACCCUGCGCCUGGCCAUCCGCUACAUCGGCCACCUGUCGGCCGUGCUGGGCCUCAGCGAGGACAGCCUGCAGCGCCGGCGCCGGCGGCGCGUGGACACGGGCUCUCCCCGAGGUUGUCCGCUCUGCCCCGACGGCAACAGCGGCGGCGGCGGCGGCGGUCCCGCGCAGGCGCAGACGUUCAAUCCCGGCCUGGCCUCCGCCGCCGCCUAUAGCGGGGCGUCGUCGUGGGAGGUCUCGCACACCUGUGCUCGACCCCAGGUCUCACCCGAGCAUCUAGAGAGCAGGGUCUCCGACGUGGAUCCCUGGGUGACCCCUCCUUAUUACCCCCAAAUGCAGUCACCCGUGCACCAAUCGCUAGGGAGAGCUCUCAACAUGUCUCUUUGGACACCAUCCCACGGCUGUCCUGGGACACAGACAGCCCCAGAGUCUGGGAACAAACCUGGACGCUGGACAUCACCCCCUGUGUCUUCAGAGUUGGCUGAGCUGUACCAGAGUAUCUCCAUGUCUGCUGAAUCCUGCCUGUCCACGGGAAACCCUGCCCUCCUGUCCCACUCUUCAUGCCAGAGACUUCAGCCCCAACCCCAGUGGGGGUGCUGGGGCCACAGUGCAGAGGUACUCCCCAGCUCUGAGGACCAGAAUCCCUGUGCCACCUUCCAGCUCCCUGCAGCCAGCACGACCCCGAGCUCAGGUCUGAGGCUCAGUGGCUGCCCUGAACUUUGGCAAGAGGACCUGGAAGGACCUCCGCUGAACAUCUUCUACUAAUGGCCUUACCUGCUUUCUCUCAGCCCAUAGUUGAGCCACGCCUGUCAUAGGAGUGCGCUCUUCAUCUGCCUCCUCAGUGGUGUUUUGAGCUUUCCUUAGCCGCCGACCCCUUUCUCCCAGGUGAUAAGUUUCAUGGAAAUAAUGUCUGGAGCAGAUAAGACAGUGGGCAAGCUCUCUGGAUGGAGGGCUGCUGUGGAGUGCCUCCACUGCUAGCCACUCCCCACAAACCUCAUGACCCAGAAUGAGAUGGGCUGGGCUGGGGACUGGGCAAGUCCAUGCUCUGCUUGCUGGUGACAGCUGGCCAGAAUCCUAUAUAACUUGUUUUAUAAUUCUAAAAAGAUGUUUUGGCCUGUUUUAUUUGCCUCUGGAAAAGGAAAAUGUUCCCAUUGGGUGGAAAAUAAGCCUACCGCUCCUUCCCCUUCUCACAGCCAGGCCUGUCCAGGUGGACGUGGGUCCUCACUUGCCGGUUGACAGUGUUUAUUGUGUCCAGAAGAAGGGUCUGUGAUAUAAGCUGGGUGGACUCACAGUGCGGGGAUGUUCAAUCAUGGUCAAGCAGGUCCCGAAACAGAGGCCCAGAGACCUGUGAAGUAGAGCUCUUUCACAAUUCUAAGAAAUGUUUUUAAACCCGGAGUGGUGACACAUGUCUUUAAUCCCAGGACUGGGGAGGCAGAGGUAGGAGGAUCACUGUGAGUUGGAAGCCACCCUGAGACAACGCAGUGAAUUCCAGGUCAGCCUGUGCUAUAGUGAGACCCUGCCUGGGGGAAACAAACAAACAAAUGUUUUUCAAAGGAUGCUGCCAGUGGGCUCUGGGCUAGGUUCACUUUUAGUUUCAAAGGAUGCUAUGAGUGGCCUCUCUGGGCUAAGUCUACUUUUAGUUUGAAAGGAUGCUGCAACUGGCCUCACGUGGGCAGCCAUAGCAAAACGAUGCCACCUGGGCAGCUUGAGGAACAAAAGUUUAUCUUCUUAAGCCUGGAGGCUGGAAGCCCAAAACUGAGGCCAGGCAGGUUUGGUUGCUUCUGAGGCCCCUCCGCUUUGCUGGCAGACAGCCUCCUUGCUGCUCUGUCUGGGUCGCAGCUGCUUCUUAGAGAUACCAGGGGUGUUUAUCUUUUAUUCCUUCUCUAAAGCACCUGGUCCACAGUCAGUCACAUUCUGAGGUACUAGAAGGUAGAACUUGUAUUAGUUUUCUGUCACUGUAACAGAAUACCUGAGGGCUGGGAGAUGGUUCAGUGGUUAGAGGUGCUUGCUUGCAAAACCUGCUGGCCCCAGGUUCAAUUCCCAGCCAUCCUUGUAAAGGCAGAUAUGCAUGUGUUUGUAGUAGCAAGAGACCCU